Molecule: messenger RNA, 7578 nt
Organism: Menidia menidia (Atlantic silverside)
Lineage: Eukaryota; Metazoa; Chordata; Actinopteri; Atheriniformes; Atherinopsidae
Source: the annotation of a GenBank genome assembly
AUGAGUGGGCCUUACUCAGGCCCUGGAAGGAAGAGCGAUCUGUCCGGCUGCCCUUUGACCCCUGUCCGCGACCUACUGCCUCCCUCCGGCCCCGCCGGACGCCAUGACCGCCGGCUGGGCCUGACCAUGUCUGCGGCCGCCUCCUCCCUCAAGCACGCCCCGGCUUAUGGCUUCGCGCACAGGGAGCGCUCCCCCCCGCCGUCCUCCUCCUCCUACAUUCCCCUCAAGAGGCUGCAGCACCUCACCACCAUGGUGAGCCAGCCGGGCCCGGUGCUGCCCGGCCCGGCGCUGACCGGCCCAGUGCUGACCGCCCAGGGGCCGGAGGCCGGCUGGGACUGGGGCGCGCGCGACACGGAGAGGGCCACGCUGAAGGCGGACCCCUGGGACCACGGCAGGGAUUACUCGGCCCCCCACGCCGCGGGCGGGGGGUUGAGGCCGGUUCAGGCUCCUCCCGGGCGGAGGCGGCCGGAGGCCCCGGGCGGAGGCGGCGACCCCCCGCCGGACAGCCCAAACGACUCCGUCGGCUCGGAGAAAAAGGCCCCGGGCUGUUUCUCGGGGCCCCCCAGCCCGGCCUUCUCCCUGGACAGCAGCAGCCCCUUCGCCAACGGCCUGCUCCAUUUCGAGUCCUCUUUGUUUGAAGACGAAGACGAGGAGGAGGAGGAAGGGGGUGGGGCCGCGUCCACGGUCGAAAAGAUGCAGGACAAGCCCGCCGGCGCGGGGAGUCUGACUCAGCCCCCCGCUGGAAAUGCCCAGUCGGACUCCAGGGACGCGGCGGCGCCCUCCGCCAAGGUGGUCACACGCUCCCAGUCGUCAGGGCAACGCAGGAGAUACUGGGACGGCUCGGAGGACGAGUGGGAGAGUGACUCUGAGCUUUUGCUGUUGGAGGAAAGCCUCUUAACGCACUCAUUGCAGCAGAACCACCUGAAGAAGAAGCCUUUGCCACCGGUGAGGUUUGCUCAGGGGGACAUUGUUUGGGCCAAGUUCAGCCGAAGGCCGUGGUGGCCCUGCGUGGUGACCGUUGACCCUCUGCUGGGAGUCUGUCACAGGGUGAAAGAGCGCAGUGACCGCCCCUGCCGGCUCUAUUAUGUCAGGACCUUUGGGGAGCCUGAGGAGAUGGUCUGGGUGGAGGACAAAUCUACCCACGCUUUCCAAGGAGGCUUUGAAUUCGAACAGCUCCUUCUUUUGCGACGAAAAGGCAAGCAACGGGAACAGAACAAUAAAUACACAAUGGCUAAGCGUUUUCAAGACUCCUGGAGCUCCAGUGUUGGCCUGGCUGAAUCUGUUCUGGCCCAGAGACACAAAAUGACUCCAUCCAUGUCUUCAUCAGCAGAAGAUGACUUGCACUGCAGCUCUCCUCCAAUCGAGGAAGACAAGUCCCUUGCAGCCUUUCCCCUUUCCACCCCACCGGCCUCCAUUUUGUCGAAGACGUCGCACAUAACUAAUGGAGACAUUUCGUCUAUAGCUACGACUGAGACGAAACCGAGCACUUUAACAAAACCUUCCAACAAGAAAAAAAAGACAAAAUCCUCAAAGGAAACCAGUAGACACUUUAAAAAGACUCCCCGCGGCAGUCCAGACCAAUCGGACAGGGGCGGUGGAGAUUGUCCAUACUCUGACCUUGACUCGGUCCCUAAAAUUUUGUGUCCUAAAGCACUUGAACGUCAGUCUAAGCUAGUCUCGUCCCAGCCGUCGGUCGCCGUCAUAAAAGAGCAGAAGAAGCAGCCUGAGAUGCAGAGCGGGCUUUGGUUCAGUAAAUCAGGCAAAGACAGGCGACCUAAAAAGAUAAGCCAGAUGCCCGACCGCUCCCUCUUUAGUAAGGUUCCCAGUAAGAAAAAGAACUCCAACGCCAUUUGUAAAAAGAUACAGGGUGCUUGCGUCUCCUCCUGUAGUGGGGGAUCAGCUGACCAGGCGACGCUGCCAGACAAACCUGAUACCAAAUUUCCACCCGAACAGGCAGGGCCUUUGAAGUGUAAAAACUCAGAGACCGGGACUAAGCUUCACGGUGCAAACAGAAGUAUUGUCGACCAAUCGGGACCAUUGGACAAACCCAAGUCCCUGGUAUCAGUGGAGAAUGUAUGUUCGAAAAGCGGGAAGCCAGCCGGUAAUUCAGCCGACACUGUUACUGAUCAUUCGCCUGGGCAAUCGGGGAGUCCAAAUGUAAAAAGGGAUUUAGAGAGCCCAAAGAAAGACAACUGCAGUUUUUCAAAGAGUAGUAAGAGCAUCAGUCUGAUGGAGCAUUCGGUCGCUACUGCCACUGAACAGGUUAAUGCAGCCGGUAAGAUUUCUGACCGAGGAAGAGAAAGCAAUAAGACUUCAGCUUCCCCUUUAAAAGCCGUAACUCCUGAUUCAUUAUCGAGGCUAGAGAAGCAAACCUGUUUGGUCUCCGAGUGUAAGCUGCCCUUUGUGAAACUGAUACGUAAAGAGAUAAAGGAUAAGAAGUGUUUGAACCCCAAAGCUUGCCACACUGAAGUCAUCAGGUGUGCAAAGAAAGAGAAAAAAUCUGAUGGCAACAGAACAACGGUCUCUCGGCCAGACCGGACAGACGGCAGGGGCAGUGGCUCGAUAGAUCACACAGGGAGUUCGGAAGCCGUAAAGCUCUCGGUCAAGAAGUUGAAGGCUUCCGGGGGUUCUGGUAUGAUCCGCCUCUCGUCCGAGUUACCGUGUGGAGGGUUAACCGCUGACCGGUUAGGUACCACAGAACCAGAACAGAUGCCAGUUCCAAACCUUAGUGGAGGCAAGGUGGCUCCUUUAUCCCCCCAACAAGCCGAACGGUCGGACAGCAGCAACCGGUCGGAUUCGACAAGCGUGUUCUCUGAGCAGCUAAGCAGUUCCGACCCCGUUCUGACCGCUCUGAAGGACCCGGGAAGCAGAAGCUCUGGGAAACCCGAACGCGUCUCCUCUGUCAAACCGGACAGAGCUCUUCACGCCGCGCGUGAGCAGCCCGCCCACCUCCCGGCGAGCAACCGGCUGAUGACCAGAGCACUGAGGGCCAUGCGCCAAGUGGACCGAAGGAGGCGGGAAAGGGCCCAAAAGGAGGCUGAGCGCAAGCAGCUCCUGAAACCUUUCAGGAGCGUGGAGGACCUCGUGUGGAGCUCCAAGGCCAAACUGGACUUUUGCACAAAGAUAAAGUCUCUGAAAUCUCCUCCCGCCGGCAAAAGCGCGCGCGACCCGGACGCCUUUUCGAAUUGUAGCUCGCCGUCUUUGAUCUUCUCCGAUUCAAAUGACUUUGAAGCUGAUGUCAAGAGCGAAGAUGAGAACUUGUCGAUAUCCUCGACUCCACCGAUGGACUUCAUACCCCUCACAUCCAAGGUGAAGACCAAGCACGAGGAGCCGUCGUCUGCCAUGAAUUCCUCAUCAUCCCCUCCGUCACCCUUUUCCUUUAUGAAUGCCUUCAAAAAUGUGGAAGAGGUAUCUUUUCAGUCCCUGACUAAUGAUAGGGAUGGUAAACCGGUGUCUUUCAAGCCAGACACAAACUACAGGUUCAGCACUUUUCUGAUGAUGUUGAAGGACUUGCAUGACACAAGAGAGCGGGACGGGGCGCCCCUGGAGCUGGAGAUCGGGCCCCCCAGCGCACAUGUCAAACCGGAGCCGUCCCUGAUGCCAGGGGAAACUCAACCGGUUCAACAUGAAAUCAGCGGUUCACAUUCAAGUCCAGACAAAAGUAUGGUGAAAAAGAUCUGUAGCAGCUCGAGCAAGACGCCCCAAAGGGCUUACAAUAGAAAGAGCAGCUCUGGGGGGUCGAAAAAGAAAAGCAGCUCCAGAGUGCCUUGUCGUCCCGCCAGGCCUGGACCUGGUUUCCCAGGUUUGGCGGCCUCCUCAAGACCGGAAUCCUUGCCGGCAGGAGAUUCCCCAUCCAGAGUGGACUGUUCAUCAGGAUUCCUGGACACACAUAGCAGCCCGAAGGGGCAGGCCGGGGGCAUCGAAGGAGGCUUUGGGGCAGAUUUACAGAGCAACAGAGUGAAGGAGAGUCUCCAGAUCCUGGUGCCUUUGGAGCGGAAGGAGAGUGACACCACGCUAAUCGUAGAACGGGCAAAGGGUUUUGAUGCAGACUGCACCGAGAAGACCCCGGGCUUUACGUACAGCACUGCAGAAGACAGGGUUCCAGCAACACAUAAACGAAUAAGAAGGCCCAGCAAGAGGCUGAUCGAGUGGACCCAAGAGUAUGAGCAGAUUUUCCCCACGAGGAAGAAAGCCAAGAAGUCUCUCCAGCUGAUUGAGAAACCGCACAAUGCAAGUCAACCCAUUACCUCCACGUCUGAGUUUUUGGAGUUGGAGAGCCACGCUCACGACCCCCCAUCCUCGACCUUGCUUCCCGAAAUGCAGACCCCACCUCCUGAGGAAACUGCUGGACUUCCACCACCUGAACUCCAAAUUCCCAACAUUGCAAACACAUCUCCCCGAGACACUCCCGUGCUGUCCAUAGACACGCUGACCCCUCCUCCCGAAGCCGAGCCGCUGCUGUCAGAAAGCCUUUUCAAAGACAAUGGAGCUGGGCCUGUGUUGGAGAAAAAGCGGAAGAGGAAACCUACUCAGAAAAUCCUGGAGUACUGUUUGGAGGCCGAGGCAUCAACUGUGCCCAAAAAGAAGAUCAAAGGACAGAGGACCAAUUCAAAUCCUGCUCCUCAGUCUGUUUUACACUCAGAUUCUGCACCCCCGCCUAAACCAAAGGCCAAGCCUUCUGCAGCAUCCUCACCAACCUCAGGGACCGCCACUGCCCCACCUGAGCCUGGACCGAUGGGGACUGGACCAGUGGAGCCUGGACCGGUGGAGCCUGGACCAGUGGAGCCUAGAACGGUGGAGCCUGGACCAGUGGAGCCUGGACCAGUGGAGCCUGGACCAGUGGACGCCAACGUUCCUCAGCCCGACGAUCACAGUGAACAUGAGGACCCAAAGGAAAUGGCAGAGUCUGAGGGUGACCAGUCCAGUCUGGACCACAGCUUUUCUUCUGUGAAGGACGACUUGUUGCUUUGCGAUGAUGCAGUCUUGCCCAUGAGAAAGAUCAUAGGGGACCGCGGAGGGCCGGCCUCCAUGAAGGAGAGUAUUUGUCAGGUGUGUGAGAAGACGGGGGAGCUGCUGCUCUGUGAGGGUCAGUGCUGCGGAGCCUUCCACCUCCCCUGCAUCUCUCUGGCCGAGGCCCCGAAAGGGAAGUUCGUCUGCCCGGAGUGCAAAUCAGGUACCCACACGUGCUUUGUGUGCAAAAAGCGCAGCGAGGACGUGAGGCGCUGCAUGAUCCCCGUGUGCGGGAAGUUCUACCACGGCGAGUGCGUGGCCGGCUACGGCCCCACGGCGCCCGUGGGCCGCGGCUUCCGCUGCUCCAUCCACGUCUGCCUCACCUGCUUCAUCGCCAAUCCCAGCAGCUCCUCCGUCUCCAAGGGUCGUCUGGUGCGGUGUGUGCGCUGCCCGGUGGCCUAUCACGCCACCGACCUGUGCAUGGCGGCGGGCUGCGUGGUGCUCUCCAACAACAGCAUCGUCUGCCCCAACCACUUCGCCCCCCGGCGGGGCGUCAAGAACCACGAGCACGUCAACGUCAGCUGGUGCUUCGUCUGCACCGAAGGGGGAAGCCUGCUCUGCUGCGAGUCCUGUCCCGCCGCUUUCCACCGCGAGUGUCUGAACAUCGAGAUGCCCAAAGGCAGCUGGUACUGCAACGACUGCAAGGCCGGGAAGAAACCCCGCUACAAGGACAUCCUGUGGGUGAAGGUGGGGCGCUACAGGUGGUGGCCAGCAGAGGUCAGCCAUCCCAAAACAAUCCCAGAGAACAUCCAGCGGAUGCGGCACGACGUGGGAGAGUUCCCCGUUCACUUCUUUGGCUCCAACGACUACUUGUGGACCUACCAAGCCAGGGUGUUCCCUUACAUGGACGUGGACGCCAACAGCAAGGAAAAGAUGGGGAAAGGUGUCGAUGCCACCUACAAGAAAGCUUUGGAGGAGGCGGCUGUGCGAUUUCGGGAGCUGCAGACAGAGAAGGAACUUCGGCAGCUUCAGGAGGACAGGAAGAAUGACAGAAAGCCACCGCCGUACAAACACAUCAAGGUGAAUCGACCAAUAGGAAAGGUUCAGAUCUUCACCGCUGACCUGUCGGAGAUCCCUCGCUGCAACUGCAAGGCCACAGAUGAGAGUCCGUGUGGGAUGGACUCGGAAUGCAUCAACCGCAUGCUGCUGUACGAGUGCCACCCUCAGGUUUGCCCGGCGGGGGAGCGAUGCCUCAACCAGGCCUUCACCAAGCGCCAGUACAGCCAGGUGGAGAUCUUCAGGACCCUGUCUCGAGGGUGGGGGCUCCGCUGUGUCCACGACAUCAAGAAGGGCCAGUUUGUCAGCGAGUACGUCGGGGAGGUGAUCGAUGAGGAAGAGUGCAGGUCCAGGAUCAGGCACGCACAAGACCACGACAUCUGCAACUUCUACAUGUUGACUCUGGACAAGGACCGGAUAAUCGAUGCUGGGCCUAAGGGGAACGAGGCCCGCUUCAUGAACCACUGCUGCCAGCCGAACUGUGAGACGCAGAAGUGGACCGUGAGCGGAGACACCCGGGUGGGGCUGUUCGCCCUCGUCGACGUGGCCGCAGGCACAGAACUCACCUUCAACUACAACCUGGAGUGUUUGGGGAACGGGAAGACGGUGUGUAAAUGCGGCGCGCCCAACUGCAGCGGCUUCCUGGGGGUCAGGCCAAAGAACAAUCCCCCGUCGGACGAUAAGAGCCGCAAGCUGAAGCGGAGAGGCCACGGCAAGAAGAAGAAGAAGCUGGUGCUGACGAAGGAAAGGGAGGACGAGUGCUUCAGCUGCGGGGACGGGGGGCAGAUGGUGUCCUGCAAGAGGCCGGGCUGUCCCAAAGUCUACCACGCAGACUGCCUCAACCUCACCAAGAGGCCGGCAGGUCGAUGGGAGUGUCCGUGGCACCAGUGCGACGUGUGCGGGAAGGAGGCGGCGUCCUUCUGCGAGAUGUGCCCCAGCUCCUACUGCGGUCAGCACCGCGAGGGCCUGCUCUUCAUCUCCAAGCUGGACGGCCGGCUGUCCUGCAGCGAGCACGACCCCUGCGGGCCCGAGCCGCUGGAGCCGGGGGAGAUCCGGGAGUACCCCCCCGAGCGCAGGGCCCUCCCCCCCGGCCUGGGCAUGGCCGUCAUCCCCUCCUCCUCCUCCUCCUCCUCCUCCGCCCCCCCCCACGCCGCCGGCGGCCAUAACCACAGCGCCGGACACGCCACGGCGGUGGCCGGCGGCCGGCCCGAGCCGUUCCCUGCCUUCUCCAUCCCGCUGCCCAUCACCAUCCCCGUCGCCGCCCCCAGAACCUCGCCCCCCCACGGCUCCCCGCGGGCGUUCGACCUCCCCCACUACUCGCCCAUUUCCUCCUGCGGAGAGGAGAGGAACGUGCUGGAGGAUGAUGAGCUGCUGGCCGAGGAAGAGGAGGAGGAAGAGGAAGAGGAGGAGGAGGAGGAGGACGGGUCCAUGCCCGAGGGGGAAAUCAGAGGGCCCAAAUCCCACUCCCAGGAAGAAGACGGGACCGAUGAGGGGGAGGAAGUUGGGCUGGAAUACCUGGAGCUCAAAGAGGACGAGGACGAAGACGAAGAGGAAGAGGAAGAGGAAGAGUGA